GUGGAAACAACCGCAAGAGGCGAUUCCAAUGAGCUGAGGACUAUAUUUCUGAAGGUAAGACUGUCAUUCACAAGUGGUCCCAAUAUUGCUAUGGCACUAAAAUAGUCAUUAUUUAUAUUCUUUGAUUCUUUAAAUGCAGCUGUUCUUGGAUGAAUGAAAAGAGCAUGCAACUUUUAAUUUAUUGUCUUUAAUGAUAACCUAGAUUGUAAGGCAAAGCUACAUUAUGGAAAAGCUACUGAGACCAUAAUUUAACUCUCUCUCUCUCUCUCUCUCUCUCACACACACACACACACACACACACACACACACACACACACACACACACACACACACACACACACACACACACACACGCACGCACACACACACACACACAUACAUGCACACACACACACACACAAACACACACACUCACACAUACACACACACACACAGAGAGAGAGCGAGAGAGAGAUACACUUGAGUGUGCUGCCUCUACUGUUCAAUACUACAAGGAAAGGUCACACAAAUGCUUGGACUAAUUCUGGAUCACCUUCACCAAGGAAUUUCUCCUUGCCUGACUUCUUUUAGGGUGUGACAUUUACUUGGAUCUUCAGAUGUCUGGAAGAUACAGAUGUUUUUGCAAAUCAUUUCAAACAUGCGUUCUUGUGCUUUACAAAGUCACACAUAGUAACAAGCAGAAGGCUGCUAGGCCAUUGUUAGGAGUGUAAACAUGUUUCUUGCAACAGACAGCACCAGGGAGGGACUCCUUAUUUGACCUAGUACUAUUUUAGGACCUUCUUCUUUCUUCAUACAACACUGCAUUGAUUAAUUCUGAAAGCACCCCAAUGAAUAUUAGGCAUAGCUGUUUUAAUAUGCACCUGUAAUUAAUAUUAGGCAUAGCUGUUUUAAUAUGCACCUGUAAUUAAUAUUAGGCAUAGCUGUUUUAAUAUGCACCUUUAAUUAGUAAUAAACAUAUCACACUGAAAUAGCUAGUUAAUUAAUGGAUGAAAGGGCCAUUUUGUCCAACCUGCCUAAUCUGAUCAAGAAGCACUUGAGGCUUGUUGUGAAGAUAAAUUGAUGCCAAAUGAUGUAGUGAAUAAAUGGGUUAAUAAAUUGGUUGGAAUUAAUACUUUCACUUAAAACAUUAACUCAAGAGUGUGCAGUGAGAUGUGGUCUCAAAUGCAUUCUUUGUAAAGGUCUCUUUCUUUCUCUCUCUUUUACUGUCUCUCACUCUUUCUUCUUUUAUUUUUCACUCUCUCACUCUCUCACUCCCUCUGACCCCCCCCCCCCCCCUCUCUCUCUCUCUCUCUCUCUCUCUCUCUCUUUCUCUCUCUCUCGCUCUCUCUCUCUCUCUCUCUCUCUCUCUCUCCCUCUCUCUCUCUCUCUCUCUCGCUCUUGCUCACUCCCUCUCUCUCCCUGUGCUUGGCUGUAUACCCAGAGCCUGGCCUUUAUGCUGCCAGUUCAUGCAGUGCUUGUGUUUCCUGAGCUAUCUCUGUUCCAGCUUGUAACCCAACCCUGACUCCAAAACUGACCUUUCAUUUUCUAAAGCCUAGACGAGAGGUCAGUUUUAGCACCACCAGUGCUAAAAAUGCUGUUCCUAUUCUCUUUCUAAGCAGUGCACAUGCAUUCAAUGCACAUUAGUCCCCUGUAGCUCAGUUGGUAGAGCAUGGCACUUGCAACGCCAGGGUUGUGGGUUCGUUUCCCAUGGGGGGCCAGUAUCAAAAUGUAUGCACUCACUAACUGUAAGUCACUCUGGAUACGAGCGUCUGCUAAAUGACUAAAAUGUAAAUGUAUGUGUAAAGUUAUAAAUGGAUUUGAUUAUAACUGUCUGUGUCUUAAUUUAGAAAUACAUUUUUCAGAUGACUUGGCAGUCCCUUGCAAUGCCACAGCUGAAGCCCUAAUGUCACAUAUCAUUAUACGCUGCUCUAGUACUUAUCUAUUACAUUGUACUUACAACAUCCCAUAUUGUAUAUGAAAUAUAAUAUACUGCACUGCACUUAUCUCCAUACGUGAUUGUGACACUUAACAUGAUAGUGGUUUGUGAAGCUUUGUUGCCUUGAUGACUUGCUACACUACAGCUUGUGCUGUGUCAUUGUGGGUAAAAAAAAAAGAACAUAAAAGAAUAACCAAUUUCUCUCUAGGAGGUAAUAAUACAGCUUGAAACUUUAUUGAAGUGUUUUGAAAGCAAGUAGCUGAAGUUCUCUAUCUGUUUAUUCACUGAACAACUCAAAUACAUUACUAGAACACAAUGAAUUGCAAGAACUAGAUUGUUUUUGAACUAUGGUAUUUUUGCCUAGCAUUGAUGGAAUGUCUAGAAGCACAUAAUAUAAAUCAAAAUAAGUAUAACUAUGGAGACAAAAUCAAGAUAGAAACACAGACACACUAUUGUCAGAAGUAAAGUUAACUGUAAGUGUUGUCAGAUACAGUAGGUGUUGAGGGAACUGUGAUAUAACGCAAAGAAAGGCUGUGUUGGGAAAGUGACUCCAGGCAUGGAGUUUUGUAUGAGUAUGAGUUUGUAUUGAGUUUCUGAGAAUUUACAUUUUACACUCAUCUGGGUCUUUUGUCUCCCUUCAGCAUGCCAGUGUGGUUGAGGAUGGGGAGCAUUACAUGUCCCCCAGGGACUUUGUGCAGAACUUCCUGGGUCUGCACAACCAGCCGGACCACAACCGGAAGACUGUGCAGCUGAUCGCUGGAGUAGCUGACACCAGCAAGGAUGGGUAAGUCUACUUCCACUACGUGUCAUCUUUUGCACAUUUAUCAUUCCAGUGUUAAUACGAAAUUGUAACUAUUUUGCACUAUGGCCUAUUUAUUGCCUUACCUCCAUAACUUACUACAUUCACACACACUGUAUAUAUAUUUUCUGUUGUAUUUUUGACUUUAUGUUUUGUUUACCCCAUAUGUAACUCUGUGUUGUUGUUUUUAUCGCACUGCUUUGCUUUAUCUUGGCCAGGUCGCAGUUGUAAAUGAGAACUUGUUCUCAACUGGCUUACCUGGUUAAAUAAAGGUUAUAUAAAAAAAAAUAGAUGAUCCUCAACAUUAGUGACCCUGAUAUAGAAGGGGUUAACAAGAGUUUCUACAAGACAUCAUACAGCGGAAAUGGAAUUGAGAUUUUUUAAAGAAAAAAAGGGUCAAACUAACAUUUUGAUGACUGUUUCACUACCUACAAGAUCCCAAUGUAACCAUGUGAUACACACAAUGUGGUUCUAAAUGUUACGUGAACAGAUAUAGGAUCUUAAUUUGACCACACUGUUGCAGGAGAACUUUCCUGCAAUUCAGGAAAUGUAAAACUUGUAGUGUAUUUGAGGUUUAAAAAGGCUUCUGAAGUUAAUAACUUCCACUUUGAAAUUUCAGACCUGAUUUUCCCUUAUGAAAAAUGUAUCAACCCCUACAAAAAAUGUCCAUUAAUUAUAAUCCACAUAAAAAUUCACAUUUCCUGUUGCUGCAGGAUUAUCCUGCUGUAGCAAACUGGCUCAAAUUAAGAUCCUACAUCUGUAUUGGUGUAGACAAGGAGUAGUAAAGAGAAAUCAGUCACAUGGAGAAAGUGAUUAAUGAUUAAUCACAAGGUUGUUCACAUUGCCUGAAUAGCCAUCUUCAUCAGUUGUUUAACACCCCAUGUUUGUUUUUAUUGAAUAUCCACCUGAUAAGAUAAGCGGACGUAUUAUUUGCAUAAUGCCAAAGACUGGAGAUAGCAUCUCGUUUAAAUAAAACUAAACAGCACGUUCCUAUCCACACCAUAGACUGUAGAGCAUAUUAUAAACAUGGGUCAAAUAAAUAGUUAUACAGCACUUGACCUUUUCUUGAAAAGAAAAUGCUCCAACAUCUAAAAGUGGUUGUUUUAACGACUGUUGCUUUUGCUCACUUUUAUGUAAAUGAUACAGGUAGGCUACAGUUAUUUGUGUGCUCAAAUGAAGUUAGGGUUCCUGAUGUACCUUUGAAUUUGCAGAGAAAUGUCAUUUUUUCAGAUAGUACUCUUUCUUUCUUGUCCAAACAGACUGAUCUCUUUCCAGGAGUUUCUGGCCUUUGAAUCGGUUCUGUGUGUCCCAGAUGCCCUUUUCAUAGUUGCCUUUCAGUUGUUUGACAAGACUGGCACAGGGGACAUCUCAUUUGGUAUGUACAUGGGGAUGCCCAAUGACCUGGUGUGUGGGGAUGGCUGUCCUGUUGCAUCCCAGUCCUGUCUGUUUCAUGUCAUAAUCAUGUCAUAGCUAAUGGGCACAGCAUCAGUAGAGCGUUUACCUAGGGGCAAUGACCAUACACUUUCCCAUUGUGCAAGACCCAUUUCUAUGUAAGAAGUGGAUGAUAUAAGAUGAAUAUAUCUCAUGUAUAACUAAGGACCUUGUGCAAUAAGGUGCUGUAUAGCUGUUUUCAGUGUAGAAAAUGAAUGUAGGUCUCGCAUGUGUGCUUAGUGUGUAUUCAGUUUGUGCGCUAGUGUGUCUCUCUAUACUGGGCUUCUGGAGACUGCAGAGUAGUAUAGGGUUGGUCAGUCAGCAGCUUCUAUUCUAGAGGUGUCGUCUAAGCGAAGAAUAGUCUCAGCUCUGAGAGAGCUGUGGGUAAUACCACAUCAUAACAAGUCACAUCUUUACAGGACAAAAGAGUGGUUGCAAUGCUCAUUGUGCAGCACGGGUCCCCAUGAAGGCGAUAGAAAAUGAAGGCAGUGCUCAGACACAGUGUCCUAGAUAUGCUUAGAACUCACACAACAUGAUGGCGAUGGGAUUGUCAGCAAGGCCAUAUUCCCCCUCUGUGCAUAUCGACUGGAUUUGUAGGUUCCCAGAAAUGAGAUAAGGACAUAUAUUGUAUGUUUUUUGUUUUUCUUUCAAUCUCUUGAUGUUACUCAUCAAUCUUUCAUUUGGCAGCCAAUGUGCGGGACAUCUUCAGCCAGACCACAGUGCACCACCACAUCCCUUUUAACUGGGACUGUGAGUUCAUCAGGCUACACUUUGGCAAUGACAGAAAGAAGAACCUCAGCUACCUGGAGUUCACUCAGUUUCUGCAGGUACUGUAUAGGCAUGGACAUUACCAGCCACCUUAUGAACAGUACAAAUGUUGGAGGCAAUUUUUCUAUCAUGGUUUAGGUAGACAUGGGCGGAUUAUAAUAGCAUAAUAAACACACCAUUAUGUAACGUAUUGAAGCUGUAACAAGUAUAAGUAAUCACCAAAACAGGGAGGGCUAUGUACAGUGGGGAAAAAAUGUAUUUAGUCAGCCACCAAUUGUGCAAGUUCUCCCACUUAAAAAGAUGAGAGAGGCCUGUAAUUCAUCAUAGGUACACGUCAACUAUGACAGACAAAAUGAGAAAAAAAAUCCAGAAAAUCACAUUGUAGGAUUUUUAAUGAAUUUAUUUGCAAAUUAUGGUGGAAAAUAAGUAUUUGGUCACCUACAAACAAGCAAGAUUUCUGGCUCUCACAGACCUGUAACUUCUUCUUUAAGAGGCUCCUCUGUCCUCCAAUCGUUACCUGUAUUAAUGGCACCUGUUUGAACUUGUUAUCAGUAUAAAAUACACCUGUCCACAACCUCAAACAGUCACACUCCAAACUCCACUAUGGCCAAGACCAAAGAGCUGUCAAAGGACACCAGAAACAAAAUUGUAGACCUGCACCAGGCUGGGAAGACUGAAUCUGCAAUAGGUAAGCAGCUUGGUUUGAAGAAAUCAACUGUGGGAGCAAUUAUUAGGAAAUGGAAGACAUACAAGACCACUGAUAAUCUCCCUCGAUCUGGGGCUCCACGCAAGAUCUCACCCCGUGGGGUCAAAAUGAUCACAAGAACGGUGAGCAAAAAUCCCAGAACCACACGGGGGGACCUAGUGAAUGACCUGCAGAGAGCUGGGACCAAAGUAACAAAGCCUACCAUCAGUAACACACUACGCCGCCAGGGACUCAAAUCCUGCAGUGCCAGACGUGUCCCCCUGCUUAAGCCAGUACAUGUCCAGGCCCAUCUGAAGUUUGCUAGAGUGCAUUUGGAUGAUCCAGAAGAGGAUUGGGAGAAUGUCAUAUGGUCAGAUGAAACCAAAAUAUAACUUUUUGGUAAAAACUCAACUCGUCGUGUUUGGAGGACAAAGAAUGCCGAGUUGCAUCCAAAGAACACCAUACCUACUGUGAAGCAUGGGGGUGGAAACAUCAUGCUUUGGGGCUGUUUUUCUGCAAAGGGACCAGGACGACUGAUCCGUGUAAAGGAAAGAAUGAAUGGGGCCAUGUAUCAUGAUAUUUUGAGUGAAAACCUCCUUCCAUCAGCAAGGGCAUUGAAGAUGAAACGUGGCUGGGUCUUUCAGCAUGACAAUGAUCCCAAACACACCGCCCGGGCAACGAAGGAGUGGCUUCGUAAGAAGCAUUUCAAGGUCCUGGAGUGGCCUAGCCAGUCUCCAGAUCUCAACCCCAUAGAAAAUCAGUUGAAAGUCCGUGUUGCCCAGCGACAGCCCCAAAACAUCACUGCUCUAGAGGAGAUCUGCAUGGAGGAAUGGGCCAAAAUACCAGCAACAGUGUGUGAAAGCCUUGUGAAGACUUACAGAAAACGUUUGACCUGUGUCAUUGCCAACAAAGGGUAUAUAACAAAGUAUUGAGAAACUUUUGUUAUUGACCAAAUACUUAUUUUCCACCAUAAUUUGCAAAUAAAUUCAUUAAAAAUCCUACAAUGUGAUUUUCUGGAGAAAAAAUUUCUCAUUUUGUCUGUCAUAGUUGACGUGUACCUAUGAUGAAAAUUACAGGCCUCUCUCAUCUUUUUAAGUGGGAGAACUUGCACAAUUGGUGGCUGACUAAAUACUUUUUUCCCCCACUGUAUGUGAGUAUUAUAUGAGCCAUAAAGCCAGUAGUACAGUGCCUUGCAAAAGUAUUCAUCCCCCUUGGCGUUUUUUCCUAUUUUGUUGCGUUACAACCUGUAAUUUAAAUGGAUUUUUAUUUGGAUUUCAUGUAAUGGACAUACACAAAAUAGUCCAAAUUGGUGAAGUGAAAUGAAAAAAGAACUUGUUUAAAAAAAAUCUAAAAAAUAAAUAAUGGAAAAGUGGUGCGUGCAUAUGUAUUCACCCCCUUUGCUAUGAAGCCCCUAAAUAAGAUCUGGUGCAACCAAUUACCUUCAGAAGUCACAUAAUUAGUUGAAUAGAGUCCACCUGUGUGCAAUCUAAGUGUCACAUGAUCUGUCACAUGAUCUCAGUAUAUAUACACCUGUUCUGAAAGGCCCCAGAGUCUGCAACACCACUAAGCAAGGGGCACCACCAAGCAAGCGGCACCAUGAAGACCAAGGAGCUCUCCAAACAGGUCAGGGACAAAGUUGUGGAGAAGUACAGAUCAGGGUUGGGUUAUAAAAAAAUAUCCAAAACUUUGAACAUCCCACGGAGCACCAUUAAAUCCAUUAUUAAGAAAUGGAAAGAAUAUGGCACCACAACAAACCUGCCAAGAGAGGGCUGCCCACCAAAACUCACGGACCAGGCAAGGAGGGCAUUAAUCAGAGAGGCAACAAAGAGACCAAAGAUAACCCUGAAGGAGCUGCAAAGCUCCACAGUGGAGAUUGGAGUAUCUGUCCAUAGGACUACUUUAAGCAGUACACUCCACAGAGCUGGGGUUUACGGAAGAGUGGCCAGAAAAAAGCCAUUGCUUAAAGAAAAAAAUAAGCAAACACGUUUGGUGUUCGCAAAAAGGCAUGUGGGAGACUCCCCAAACAUAUGGAAGAAGGUACUCUGGUCAGAUGAGACUAAAAUUGAGCUUUUUGGCCACUGGGCAAAAAUCCCAGUGGCUAGAUGUGACAAGCUUAUAGAGACAUACCCCAAGAGACUUGCAGCUGUAAUUGCUGUAAAACGUGGCUCUACAAAGUAUUGACUUUGGGGGGGGUGAAUAGUUAUGCACGCUCAAGUUUUCUGUUUUUUUGUCUUAUUUCUUGUUUGUUUCACAAUAAAAAAUAUGGUGGUAGUGGUAGGCAUGUUGUGUAAAUCAAAUGAAACAAACCCCAAAAAAUCUAUUUUAAUUCCAGGUUGUAAGGCAACAAAAUAGAAAAAAUGCCAAGGGGGGUGAAUACUUUCGCAAGCCACUGUAUGGCUGUGGACGUAGCUUGUUUGGAGUGAAGGGGUUUGUGGGCUCAGAUGAUGAGCAGGGUGGUCUGGGAGUUGGAAUGGCUUGGCUGUGGUUCCACUACUCUACUGUGUGUAAAGCCUCAGCAGUUUGCGGUGGAUCAUGGUUGACUAAGGGUUCCCACCAGCGCACAAGGACUCUUGUGUGUGACCUUUUCAUUCAAACCAACAUUUGGUUUAGCUGUUAUUUCUCUGCUGAUGUUUUGUAACAUUGUUUCCAGCUAAUACAUUCUUGAAUGUGAUUCAGCUAAAUCUAACAUAGUCAUAAACAAAACUGCUGAAAGUUUAGUGCAUUUUUUAACAGAAUAUGUCCUUCCACCUUCUGGAGGUUACAUUGUUCCAGUCUAACUGGAAUUAAAAAACAUAACUGUUAGUAUACAAGGAAAGUAAACAGCGCCUGUAGUGUGGGUCUUAUGUGCUACAGUAUCCAUCUUUAGUGCAGCAUCCAAGUACUGUACAGAUCUUAAUUUGAUCACUCUUUUGUUGCUGAGAAUUUUCCUGCACAGCAGGAAAUGCAAACUUGUAGUGUAUUUGAGGUUUAAAAGGUCUUUCUAAAGUUUGUAAUUUCCACUUUAAAAUGUCAGACUUGAUUUAACUUAACGAAAAGUGUAUCAGCCCCUACAAAAAAUGUCAAUUUAUUAUAAUCCACAUUUCCUGUUGCUGCAGGACUAUUUUCCUGCUGUAGCAAACUGGCUUGAAUUAAGAUCCUACAUCUGUACCUGCAUUUGGGUAUCAAAGUAAUCCCCAACUCUUACAAGAUAUGGAGUAAAAGUGUAUAGUAUAAAAAGUUACCAUGAUGCACUGUUUUCUGUUAUGGCACAAUGAGUUAUGUAUAUAGAUGAGAAGUAUCCGCUGCUAUUAUGUGAUCAGCUUUGACAGCAGAGCUGACCCUGGGGCAGUGGCCCCCCUGCUUCCCCUCUGAUUGCAUGGCUGUCCUAUUGAAUCAUCCCUGUGCUCCUCCCGACACACCUGCCUGCUGUCCUGCACAGGCCUGGGAUCAGACUUCAGGGGGACAUGGUUUUUAUUAGACUCCUGAGAGACAGCGAUGAUUACAAGAGCCAGGGUCUAACACUGUCACAUCUAAUGCUUCCACAUGCGCCAAACUGCGUCCGACAUCGUCCAACAUGAUGUCAUGUUUUUUUCCAAUGUUCCAUUUCAUCCAAUGUAAUUUAAUGCGUUUAUGUCACAGGAGCCUGCUCUUUGUAUAUUUUGUUCAAACUUAUACCCUUUCCUCUAAAUGUAGGAGCUGCAGUUGGAGCAUGCCCGCCAGGCGUUUGCCCAGAAGGAUAAGAGCAAGAUUGGUACCAUCUCUGCCAUGGACUUCAGCGACAUCAUGGCCACCAUCCGCCACCAUAUGCUCACCCCCUUUGUGGAGGAGAACCUGGUCUCAGUUAGUUAGAGACAGCUAUGGUUUCCCAGUUUCAACAUUAGAUUAUUGUAAGGGCACUGUGUGCAUGAGGAGACCUCACAGUGUCUGUUCCUCUCUCCAUAGGCGGCUGGAGGCAGCACUUCCCACAUGGUGAGCUUCUCCUACUUCAAUGCCUUCAACGCCCUCCUUAACAACAUGGAGCUGAUCCGCAAGAUCUACAGCACACUAGCUGGCACAUACAAGGAUACCCUCGUCACCAAAGGUACACAUGUAGGAUCUUAAUUUGAGCAAGUUUGCUACAGCAGGAUAUAAUCCUGCAGCAACAGGAAAUGUGAAUAAUUGUGUGGAUUAUAAUUAAUAUACAUUUUUACAGGGGUUGGUAAAUUGAAGGAAAAUUAAGUCUGAAAUUUGUAAGUGGAAAUUUCAAACUUCAGAAGCCUUUUUAAACCUCAAAUACACUACAAAUUUAAAAUUUCCGGCAUUGCAGGAAAGUCCUCUUGCAACAGGGUGAUCAAAUUAAGAUUCUACAUUUGUAGCCUACUCCUGCUCAUACCUCAUUUGAGAGUGAGGAAAUGUGAUUUCAUACAUGAACUGAGGCUGUACAGUACUAUCAUGGGUGUUUCACCUCUCUUGACAGAAUGGUGUCAGGAAACACAAUAUAAUUUUUCCUUAGCUCUAAGUAAAUAAGGUCAAUUAACACUGUAAUAUUAUGUUUUACAGUGGGGGAAAAACGUAUUUAGUCAGCCACCAAUUGUGCAAGUUCUCCCACUUAAAAAGAUGAGAGAGGCCUGUAAUUUUCAUCAUAGGUACACGUCAACUAUGACAGACAAAAUGAGAGAGAAAAAUCCAGAAAAUCACAUUGUAGGAUUUUUAAUGAAUUUAUUUGCAAAUUAUGGUGGAAAAUAAGUAUUUGGUCAAUAACAAAAGUUUCUCAAUACUUUGUUAUAUACCCUUUGUUGGCAAUGACACAGGUCAAACGUUUUCUGUAAGUCUUCACAAGGCUUUCACACACUGUUGCUGGUAUUUUGGCCCAUUCCUCCAUGCAGAUCUCCUCUAGAGCAGUGAUGUUUUGGGGCUGUCGCUGGGCAACACGGACUUUCAACUCCCUCCAAAGAUUUUCUAUGGGGUUGAGAUCUGGAGACUGGCUAGGCCACUCCAGGACCUUGAAAUGCUUCUUACGAAGCCACUCCUUCGUUGCCCGGGUGGUGUGUUUGGGAUCAUUGUCAUGCUGAAAGACCCAGCCACGUUUCAUCUUCAAUGCCCUUGCUGAUGGAAGGAGGUUUUCACUCAAAAUCUCACGAUACAUGGCCCCAAUCAUUCUUUCCUUUACACGGAUAAGUCGUCCUGGUCCCUUUGCAGAAAAACAGCCCCAAAGCAUGAUGUUUCCACCCCCAUGCUUCACAGUAGGUAUGGUGUUCUUUGGAUGCAACUCAGCAUUCUUUGUCCUCCAAACACGACGAGUUGAGUUUUUACCAAAAAGUUCUAUUUAGGUUUCAUCUGACCAUAUGACAUUCUCCCAAUCCUCUUCUGGAUCAUCCAAAUGCACUCUAGCAAACUUCAGACGGGCCUGGACAUGUACUGGCUUAAGCAGGGGGACACGUCUGGCACUGCAGGAUUUGAGUCCCUGGCGGCGUAGUGUGUUACUGAUGGUAGGCUUUGUUACUUUGGUCCCAGCUCUCUGUUGGUCAUUCACUAGGUCCCCCCGUGUGGUUCUGGGAUUUUUGCUCACCGUUCUUGUGAUAAUUUUGACCCCACGGGGUGAGAUCCUGCGUGGAGCCCCAGAUCGAGGGAGAUUAUCAGUGGUCUUGUAUGUCUUCCAUUUCCUAAUAAUUGCUCCUACAGUUGAUGUCUUCAAACCAAGCUGCUUACCUAUUGCAGAUUCAGUCUUCCCAGCCUGGUGCAGGUCUACAAUUUUGUUUCUGGUGUCCUUUGACAGCUCUUUGAUCUUGGCCAUAGUGGAGUUUGGAGUGUGACUGUUUGAGGUUGUGGACAGGUGUCUUUUAUACUGAUAACAAGUUCAAACAGGUGCCAUUAAUACAGGUAACGAGUGGAGGACAGAGGAGCCUCUUAAAGAAGAAGUUACAGGUCUGUGAGAGCCAGAAAUCUUGCUUGUUUAUAGGUGACCAAAUACUUAUUUUCCACCAUAAUUUGCAAAUAAAUUCAUAAAAAAUCCUACAAUGUGAUUUUCUUGAUUUUUUUUCCUCAAUUUGUCUGUCAUAGUUGACGUGUACCUAUGAUGAAAAUUACAGGCCUCUCUCAUCUUUUUAAGUGGGAGAACUUGCACAAUUGGUGGCUGACUAAAUACUUUUUUCCCCCACUGUAUUAGUUUAGACUGUUCCCUUAGAUCUGUGGAAUUGAUAGUUGACCUGUUCUGAUAGUGAUAGUUAUUUAUGUUAUAUUUUCCCUUUCACCUUUGCAGUGUACUGCUGAUGUGGUUGGUUACCCUUGCAGCAGGUCUACCCACCCACUGUAUCCCUACAUCCCUAGUCUUAGUAAGUGACCCCCUGCCUGGUUUUUCUUACAUAACAUGCCUUCCUCUGUUCCGUAUUGUUCCACAGAAGAGUUUGUUAGUGCUGCCAACAAGUUUGGUCAGAUCAAUCCAAUGGAAAUUGACAUCCUGUACCAGCUCUCUGGUCUCCACGCUCAUUCUGGGUAAGGUUCAAACUCUCUCCAGUCUCAGUGACACAUCACCGGUGCUUUGUGCUUUUUACUCACACGCAUACAACAUGGCCUUUGCAUGGCCAAAUAUUGAAUUACUGUCCUCCACAUGAAUUCAAUAUAUCUAACACAUUUAUUGUAAAUAGCUUUUUCUGAUGAAUCUGUGAAUGGAAAAAAAGUUACAUUUAUAUUUAUUGGAUGUAAAUUAUAAGUUAUUGCCCAUUCAGUUUAACAACUGUGGCUCCACUGGUUGAUUUACAAGAGAAACGUAAGCAUGGAUACAGACUUUACGAUGCGUUGGGCCAGUGAGGAAUAUCUGUGUAUCACUGGCAUUAAGACAGCUUUAUUUACUGCUUGAGUUGUGGGAAUAUAUCCAGCUUUGUUUGUCUGUUGUGUAUACAAACUCAUAUUAAAGCUGCAAUAACCUCAAGUUAUAAGGCUGUAAAAUGUCUGUGGAAAAUCUUGCAUCACCUCCGUGUGAGGGAUGCUGUGUUUGGUUUUCCUGGCGUAACGUUGUGAUUCUCCCCUGCUGUUCUUAAGAAAGCUCAACUUGGCGGACAUCGAGAGGAUAGCACCAUUGGAGGAGGGCGCACUCCCAUACCACCUGGCUGAGAUCCAAAGACAGGUACCCUGCUGAAUGACUGACCACAUGGAGUUACCUGCUGCCUUUUAUCUACUGCAUGCCUUCUUCUCCCACUAUGCUUUCUUAUUAGAGCGCAACAAAAGGGAGUGUUUGAUGACGUAAUUAGCAGAGUGUUGAUGUUUUCUCUUUCUUUGUGAAUGUGCAUUAUGAACACCUAGGAUAAAAGCAUGUCCCAUUUUAUUCAGUGUGGACAUAUACAUCAGACACAAUCACAUAUCUGUGAAGCUUUUAUCAGGAUGGCUUUUCAGGAGUCUGCUAGUGUGUGGAGCAUCUGGCUAAAUCUGUUUAGAGUAGGAGGCUAGGAGCACAGUGAGAGUGCUGGAGAGAUGUGGAUCUAGGAGGCGGAAAUAGUUCCUAUCUUUCCAAACGACACAGCUCUGUAAAUCAGACUGUGGUCAGGCCUUGGUCCACUCACGCUCCGGGACUUCUGCUCAGAGGUCUGGAAUGUGGCUUUGGGGAAAAAGGAAUGACAAGAACAUGUUGGUGUUCUCAGGUCUGCCCCUUUGUGGAAGUAGGAUAAUUGCUUAAACCCUUUGAUCAAGGCCUCGAUCUCAUUAGCAUGCUGCCUUCAGUGAAAGCAGCUGGGGAGGUGGAUGGGCCUGAUCUGGGAGAUGUUGCUCACUACACCAAGGAGGGCAGACACACUCCAACUGUUACUUAGCCAGUGUAAUAAUUAAUGUAGAGACGUAUCUCUACAUGGGAAAGGCUUGUGGGAUUAAGCUGUUACACGGCAGCACAGAGAAAACAAAGGGGCUCCACUUUCAACAUCAAGAACAAAACCAGAGAUCAGGCAGAUAACACAAAAUUAUGCUUAGUUGAAAAAAAUUCAACUAAGCAUGAGGCCUUCAACCUCUCACUAGCUUCAUCGUAAUCAAUGGAUAGUUCUGGAAAGUUCUCCUACACAGUACUGUAUCCGUAGCCAGAGUGUCUAUGUCGUGACAUACAAUACUGGCUUAUGAAUAAGACUUAUACCACGACAAGAUGUCUACAUUCCAUAGCUUCCCUCCUCUGUUGAGUGGUCCAUAACAUUUUUCUUUCCACAAUGUAUCUGGUUCACUACAGUUUAAUAGAAGUCGAUUCAUUCCUGGUGUUCUGAUCUCCUGUCUUUUCUCCCUCAACAGCAAGCUCACGGGGAUCCACAUCGGUCUGUCUUGCUCCAGGCUGCAGAGUCUGCUUACAGGUUCGGUCUGGGCGCACUCGCUGGAGGUGAGUGACAUGUCUACGGAAGAGCCCCCGGCCCACUGAGGGGUAACCCAAGCUGGUCAGACUGGCGCACUGAGUCCCUGGGGCCGGGUCUGCCCAUUGUGCUUCAGGGAGAGGUGCUCUGAUCUGAGGCUCCCGCAUUGUGCUGCUGUGCCACUGGUGGCUCCAGGCUGUCUUUGGAGCCGGAGCUUUGGAAUGACACAAAUCUUCCGGAACCGCUAUGGAAUCUCUGUCUAAUUACUCUGGGAGGAACUGAUACAAGGAACCUCUGACAUGACAGCCAUUGAGAUAGGCACAGACACAGAGAGAGAGAGAGAGAGAGAGAGAGAGUGUGUGUAUGUACAGUGGGGGAAAAAAGUAUUUAGUCAGCCACCAAUUGUGCAAGUUCUCCCACUUAAAAAGAUGAGAGAGGCCUGUAAUUUUCAUCAUAGGUACAUGUCAACUAUGACAGACAAAAUGAGAAAAAAAUUUCCAGAAAAUCACAUUGUAGGAUUUUUUAUGAAUUUAUUUGCAAAUUAUGGUGGAAAAUAAGUAUUUGGUCAAUAACAAAAGUUUCUCAAUACUUUGUUAUAUACCCUUUGUUGGCAAUGACACAGGUCAAACGUUUUCUGUAAGUCUUCACAAGGUUUUCACACACUGUUGCUGGUAUUUUGGCCCAUUCCUCCAUGCAGAUCUCCUCUAGAGCAGUGAUGUUUUGGGGCUGUCGCUGGGCAACACGGACUUUCAACUCCCUCCAAAGAUUUUCUAUGGGGUUGAGAUCUGGAGACUGGCUAGGCCACUCCAGGACCUUGAAAUGCUUCUUACGAAGCCACUCCUUCGUUGCCAGGGUGGUGUGUUUGGGAUCAUUGUCAUGCUGAAAGACCCAGCCACAUUUCAUCUUCAAUGCCCUUGCUGAUGGAAGGAGGUUUUCACUCAAAAUCUCACGAUACAUGGCCCCAAUCAUUCUUUCCUUUACACGGAUAAGUCGUCCUGGUCCCUUUGCAGAAAAACAGCCCCAAAGCAUGAUGUUUCCACCCCCAUGCUUCACAGUAGGUAUGGUGUUCUUUGGAUGCAACUCAGCAUUCUUUGUCCUCCAAACACGACGAGUUGAGUUUUUACCAAAAAGUUAUAUUUUGGUUUCAUCUGACCAUAUGACAUUCUCCCAAUCCUCUUCUGGAUCAUCCAAAUGCACUCUAAUAAACUUCAGACGGGCCUGGACAUGUACUGGCUUAAGCAGGGGGACACGUCUGGCACUGCAGGAUUUGAGUCCCUGGCGGCGUAGUGUGUUACUGAUGGUAGGCUUUGUUACUUUGGUCCCAGCUCUCUGCAGGUCAUUCACUAGGUCCCCCCGUGUGGUUCUGGGAUUUUUGCUCACCGUUCUUGUGAUCAUUUUGACCCCACGGGGUGAGAUCUUGCGUGGAGCCCCAGAUCGAGGGAGAUUAUCAGUGGUCUUGUAUGUCUUCCAUUUCCUAAUAAUUGCUCCCACAGUUGAUUUCUUCAAACCAAGCUGCUUACCUAUUGCAGAUUCAGUGUUCCCAGCCUGGUGCAGGUCUACAAUUUUGUUUCUGGUGUCCUUUGACAGCUCUUUGGUCUUGGCCAUAGUGGAGUUUGGAGUGUGACUGUUUGAGGUUGUGGACAGGUGUCUUUUAUACUGAUAACAAGUUCAAACAGGUGCCAUUAAUACAGGUAACGAGUGGAGGACAGAGGAGCCUCUUAAAGAAGAAGUUACAGGUCUGUGAGAGCCAGAAAUCUUGCUUGUUUGUAGGUGACCAAAUACUUAUUUUCCACCAUAAUUUGCAAAUAAAUUCAUUAAAGAUCCUACAAUGUGAUUUUCUGGAUUUAUUUUCCUCAUUUUGUCUGUCAUAGUUGACGUGUACCUAUGAUGAAAAUUACAGGCCUCUCUCAUCUUUUUAAGUCGGAGAACUUGCACAAUUGGUGGCUGACUAAAUACUUUUUUUCCCCACUGUAUGUGCGUGUGUGUGUGUGUGUGAGUGCAACCAACAUGCAACUUCCUAAGACCCUAUGUCUUUGUGGGCUGUGGGUCUUUGAACCAGCUGCUGAGGAAGGUGAUCAGUUCUGAAUGAUCAAUGGACAGUUGAGGGAAAUCGGUGCCUCUCCAUGGCGAUGAUGAGACCUUUCUCAACCUCUCUUGCUGAUGAAGGGUGUCAGCUCUUUGCAUGCUUGAGAGCCAGAGUCAUUACAAGGCCUUUGAUGUCAGAGACAAGACAUGACAAGCCGCUGUGGCUAAGAGCUGCAUUUAGGGAAACCUGCUGCAUGGCUGCCUCGUCAGACAAUAGACACAAUCUACACAACGGCUCUCCCACAGACUCCAUAGUCAAUACUCUGUCUGGGCCUAAUGACUGUUGUUCUUGUUUAUAUGCCCACAGCAAAACAAUAAAACACCAAUCUUUAGCUAUACUAUACUAACCAAUCUUUAGUACCUAAAAACUGUCUGCUAAAUAGUUAAAAUAAUUAUACAUAUAUUUGCUGUGAAUAUAUGAAGAUCAUUACAUUUACAUUACAUUUUAGUCAUUUAGCAGACGCUCAUAUCCAGAGCGACUUACAGGAGCAAUUAGGGUUAAGUGCCUUGCUUAAGGGCACAUCGACAGAUUUUUCACCUAGUCGGCUCGGGGAUUAGAACCAGCGACCUUUCAGUUACUGGCACAACGCUCUUACCCACUAAGCUACCUGCCGCCCAAUCAUAGAAUAUUAUCACCAAGAAGAGUAUGUUGAUGGUGUGAAUACAGUAUGUUGAUGGUGUGAGGACAGUAUGCUGAUGGUGUGAAUACAGUAUGUUGAUGGUGUGUGUACAGUAUGUUGAUGGUGUAAAUACAGUAUGUUGAUGGUGUAAAUACAGUAUGUUGAUGGUGUGAAUACAGUAUGUUGAUGGUUUGAAUACAGUAUGUUGAUGGUGUGAAUACAGUAUGUUGAUGGUGUGAAUACAGUAUGUUGAUGGUGUGUGAUUUUCAGCCACGGGUGCGACCGCUGUGUACCCCAUUGAUCUGGUGAAGACCCGUAUGCAGAACCAGCGCUCCACCAGCUCCUUCGUAGGAGAGCUCAUGUACAAGAACAGCUUCGACUGUGCCAAGAAAGUGUUCCGAUAUGAGGGAUUCUUUGGAUUCUACAGAGGUAUAAACUAAAGCAUGGUGAAUGGGUUUCUAUUAUGUAAUGCUAGAUACGGUCAUCGGGUCCUCCAAAACAAGUUAUGUUGUUCUGCCAGGAUCAUCAUCCGCAUGGUUUGCAUAAUAGCAGAAACAUUUGCCUUCAUGUUCUAAAUUCACCAAGUCCAUGGAGGGCCACAUUGUCAUUACCUAGCUAGCUGAAAACGUCCCAGAGGAAAAACGCAAACAGAACUCAUGUAGAAGUGUCAGAUCCAUGUUUUCCAGUGUAGUGAUAACGGUGCUGAAGGCUUGUGAUAUAUAAAACUCCCACAGUGAGAGGGCUCUCAGAUGAAGGAAGUCAAGACUGCCAUCUACUGCUGCCUCCGUCACUGCAGCUCUUUGUUAGUCCUCUCUGCUCUGUCCUCCUUCCUCCCUCUUUAUCUUUCCACACUGAUGAGAGGGGGAUUGACUGAGAGACAGACAUGCUUGACUGUUUUCUGGCUGCAUACCAUGAGGAGUCACUCACUAGCUCCUUCAGAAGUUUAUCUGGCUCACUGAAGGACGGACGGUGAAACAGUACAGUGGUUAUCAGCGCUAUAGCACUGACCCCCCUCCCACCAGGGCCACACAGCUCUCUCUGUUCCACACGACACUGGGAUCAGGCCACAACAAUGCUGAGCCCAUACAACUGCCAGUGUCAUAUUUGAGCUUUUUGUUCAUUUGAAUGGGAGGCAUUGUCGUUUGGUGCAUCAGAUGUAUCAGCCGUAUCUGUAAAUAUUGAUUGUUUAUUUUACCCAGACAAGAAUCAUGCUGAUUUCAUUGUAGGGACUGUCAGUGGAUGCAUUUAUUUCCAGUCAGUGUCUUCCUCUGACAGGAAAUCUAAAAGGUCUCCAUGAAUACUGUUUUGCAGGUCUCGUACCACAGCUUAUCGGUGUUGCCCCAGAGAAAGCUAUCAAACUCACGGUAAGUCAUUACAAUCAUUUCCCUUAGAGUGCCUUCACUUUCAUUGCACAAUAAGGAAAAGUUGUACCCUUCGUAUGUUGAACAUGAAUACCAUCUCACAGAAAAUACAAUACGUCUUCCAAAAUCCAAGACGUGACUAGAUGCACUCAUUGUCAUUCUCCUUGAGGAUUUAUUUAUUUAAAAGUGUGCUUUGUGCUUGUCUGAUUAUCUUCUCUUUUCUUACAGAUGAAUGACUUUGUAAGAGACAAAUUCACCACAGAAGAUAACACCAUUCCCCUGUUUGCAGAAGUCCUGGCUGGUGCAACUGUAAGUAUUGACGUGAGGAUGUCUUCGUAUAGACAGUCUGUCUAUACAGAGUGAGGGCUGAAAAUACUCUUGUGCUUCAUGCAAAGCAAAGUUAAAGUGUUGGCAUUGACUCACAUAAAUCCAAUUGACCUUGAUGUGGGGGAAGUGAAACAAGAUUUUUGUUGAAACUAAAACAUUCUGUAAGAUUUUCUCUUUCAGUUUAUGAACAUUUGCAUCUCAUGGGUGUACAUUUUGAAUUCCAGACAUUGAGCCAAGAACGGGAGGACAUUUUUGUGGUUUUCAAACUCCUUCAACUUCAAGGUUUAGCUUAAUUCUUUCUGACUGAUAUGAAAAUACAAUUAUAAGCUUUUCAUUUUCAAUUAGAAUUACGGAUAUUGAGUUAUUGUAUAUAAAUGUAAGCUCUAAUUCAAGCUUCCCGCCAGUGUAUUGACAUCCUAAAUAACUAGGGGGGCUGAAUAGAAAGGCGCUCUUUGGUCUCUGAACCCUAUAAUUGGGCACAAUUUGAGAAAUGAUGCCUGUGAAUGGACUAUUUUUACCUCAGCGUGCUAAUUAGGCACACUAACGUUUGGUGAGUGCAUUGGUUAAAAAGCGCGCAAUUCCGUCGGCCUACCUCUCUGCUAAAUGAGUCCAAGUGAAACGAAACAGACAGGGCGGGGAGGAGAGCCUGCAGGUUGCCUACGGAGGGCAGGGUCUGUGGGGUUAUGACCCCUGUCAGCCUGUAAUUGGAGGAAGAAGGGCUGGAGGGCCAUGGGAUGGAGCUGGCUUUACCUCACUGUGAUUGAGUUUGACAGGACUGCACAUACCUGAGGCCUGAUCUGCCAUGGGCCCAUGGGCACCACAGGUCCAUACACCAUACAAGUACAACAACAAGCAUAGCAUGCACCCUAUAACUUUUUAGUUCUGGUGAAGGACACCACCCUGCAAUGUUAUCUUCUCUAAUGUAUUAUGUAAGCAUUGAUAUUCAUGUUUGUGAGAUUUUCCCCAUAGUAUUAAUUUCUUGCACAUCUGAUAAACAUGGUCUUCAUGUAAAGUAGUUUCACAUUGUAGAGCAGGGGUCUUCAACCUUUUCUUGCCCAGGGACCCCCUUCCAGGCAAACCGAUGACCCAGGGACCCCCAUCAUAUGUUACCAAAAAAUAAUCACAUAUCUUGUCUUAUCAUCAGGUGAAUGAUAUUGGCAAGGAGAAGUAAUCAACAUUUUAAAAUGAAUAGAUUUGAUAGACAGUUUAAUUAUUUUGACCUCCCCACAAUAUAACUGGAAGAGGAAGUGUAAACUCUAACACAGCCUAUUAGCUAGAAAGGUAACUCCAAACACAUUUUCGCUAAAAGAUCAUCUGUUUAGCUGGUAGGCCAUGUGUUGGCAAAAAAUGAAUGUCCAAGUCAAGAACGCUUACCGGCAGCCAGCGGCACUUGCCGCACUAGUAGCCUAUUUGUGAGUGCUUUUUCAAAGCCUAUGUCAAAUACUACAGUGAGUGUAAUUGAAUCCAACGAGUGUAAUUUGCUCAAUAUUAGGAGUUGAGAAAUAAAGUUGACAUCAUUACAAAGAAGAUACUAUAUUCUCCUCUUUUUUACUGCAGGUAUGUCAUUCAAAAAUACAUGUAUUCUGUUGUUGCUAGCGAUGUUCAUAAAAUACCCCACUGACAUGUUUUCUUUUUUUUACAUACCCCAGUUGAAUAACCCUGUUGUAGAGGGCAAAUGUUCUGUUAGUUUGUUGUAAUGUUAUCCCUCCUGACUGAAUGAAUAAGUGGGGAAUAUAAAGGAGAUAGAGACAGAGGGAUGAAUGCAUAAAUCUUCAGAGUAGCAGAUGUUCCCCUUCCACUUUGAAAAUGACUAAACGUGCCUGAGCUUUUUUUAGGACAGCGCUCGGAUGUUUACAGAUAGGAGCCCUGCCCUCUGUGUCACCAGCAGGCAUCCAGGGGCCUGAUUAGAUUUGGGGAGGGUGAUAAAUGUGCCUGAGUCAGAGGGGCUGUGCCCUUGGGCGUCCCUGUCUUGGCCCUGAGCAGAGCAUGGUGAUUCAGCGCUCUCCCCUGGGAAUGGGGUGAAUUGGGGAAGUGUGCGGGGCGAGGCCAGGCUGGGCCACUCACCCCUCUACAGGAGGUGCCUGGGGUGCCUGGGGAGAGGGAAGGGGCAGAGGGCUGGUGCCAGGGUCAGGGCCUUCCAGCCUUGAGCCAGGCUUCUCCUCACACCACGCCUGUCUUUCCCUGACCCCACUGUUUCCUCCCUCAAUGUCUGCUUGUUUCUCCUGCUCCCAUCAAGACCACUGUCUGACAGCGCGACAUUAGCGCUAGAAAAGUGUAUUUUGUGUUUAAGUUUACAAAGCUAAUUUGAAAGUGCUUAUUGGGGUGAAAUGCUUAGGCACCAUAAGUUAUUAUCAUCCUCACCAUGGGCUGACCCCUUAAUCAUAGGACACAAGUAAACAAAUAAAUGAAAAGGAUUUAAUUACUGUAAGUGAUUACUUUCAUUUGACAAUUUAAGUUUUGCAUUAUAGAUAUAGAUUUAUUUGUGAGAUGGAAAGUGAGUAAGACAGAAAAUGAGUAAGACGAUCUUAUAACAUUGCUGUUACUGGUGCACUGUGACAUGUACUGUUGCUUCUCACCCUAACCUGGGUUGUGUUCUGCAGGCUGGAGGCUCCCAGGUGAUCUUCACCAAUCCUCUGGAGAUAGUCAAGAUCCGUCUCCAGGUGGCCGGAGAGAUCACCACGUCCCGAAGGGUUGGUGCCCUGACCGUGGUCAGGGACCUGGGCCUCUUUGGCCUCUACAAGGUGGGUAAACUCCUCUACAUCACAGCACCACUCUAAAAACCUAUGUUAUAGCCUAACUCAACCACCUCUGCAUGAUGUCACCCCCAAGGGCAGCUUAUGCUGCUGUGAUGUUGAACAAUACAUACUGUAUGACUGUUUAACAAUGCUAUUACAUAAGACAAUGCUGAUAUUACAUAAGGAAUAUGAGAGUUCUGAUGAGCAGGCACAGUCUGCAGUAGGAUGACUAGCUAGAUUCCCAACUGACUAUUACAAUCAUAUUAUGUCUUUCCAAAACAGUGUUUAACAUGCAGGGAGACCACGGCUGCCAACAACCAACAGAAAAUGAGGGGGGAUUAUGCUUUACCACUGCUCCUUUCCAAGUUCUCGUGGGUUUACUUACAUCUCGAGUAAUGUGUUCAUGGUCCAUAUUUUAAUGAGAAGCAGACAAUGUGGAGCUUGUUAAAAGAGACUCACUUCCUCCCUGUGGAUGGGCCCAGUAGACCACGGGUCCAUGUUAAUGCUGUCUCGGUGUGUGUCUGAGAGACUGCGGGCUGGGAGGGAGGGAGCUCUCUGGGGGCCCCGGGGGAAACCACGGGGGAGCAGUGCUGCCUGGGGGCCUUCUGGCUCCUUCUGUGACCCACCGCACCGCCAGGCUCCUCUGUUGGUUGGCUGAGGUUCACAGCCAGCCAACAAUAAUCCACUGGAGCUCCCAGGCUAGAUGAUCCCGUAGCCACAGCGGCCGCCUGAACCACUGCAAUUACCCUCUACACCAUCAGGGUCAAACAUAUGAAUUACAGUAGAAUAUUCAGUAUUGUAGAAUAUUCAGUACAGUAGUCCAAACCUGGACUAAAGAGACCAGAUGUCGACACUACUUAACUCAUUUGAUGUUGAUGAUUCCACAUAAACCUGUGCAAUAUACAAUAUACAAGCACUCAAAGCGUUAUCAUGAGAAAAUAUCUAAUAAAGUAAUGUACCAUGAAAAUGCGAUGUUCUUGCAGGUGUAGUUAUUUUGGGUCAUAUAAAAUAAAUCAUUAUGCGUUUGUGUGUCCUAGGGAGCGAAAGCCUGUUUUCUGCGUGACAUCCCGUUCUCUGCCAUCUACUUCCCUGUGUACGCCCACACCAAGGCUGAGUUUGCAGACGAACAGGGCAGAAUUGGCGCUUUGCAGCUGCUCACUGCUGGUGCCAUAGCAGGUAACUAGCGCUAACAACCACAGCUGCAAACCUCACCAUCUCAACCUAUAGACAUAGCAUCGACACUAGACCUGAAGAAAUGCUUAAGGUCAAUUAAUAUAUAUAUAUAUUUUUAUCAUUAACAGUAUAUUCAAUAUGAUUGUAAUCUACUUUCUAUAACAUGUACAGUAAAUGACUGGACAUUCUGUUCCUUUUCUAUUUUAAACCUGGCAUUGUACUGCACUGCUUGCCAUCAGUGGUGAUACUGUUCCUGCAUAGUGAGAGUGCCUCAUUAUGUGGGUUGUGCAACACCUCCUAAGGUAUACCUGCUGCCUCCCUGGUGACCCCUGCCGAUGUCGUCAAGACCAGGCUUCAGGUGGCGGCACGCGCAGGCCAGACCACAUACAACGGCGUUAUAGACUGCUUCAGGAAGAUCAUUGCUGAGGAGGGCUUCAGGGCCCUGUGGAAGGGAGCAGGAGGUAGGGGACACACGCACUCAAAUGAGCGGUUUCAUGACUGGGAAAUUAGGCACUCCGUGGCUCCCAUAAUUGCUCUCUUGAAGACAUCAGAGAAAAUGUGAAAUCCCACAUUGUAAUUUUAACCUCUGUCCCACCAGCCCGUGUCUGCAGGUCCUCGCCACAGUUUGGUGUAACCUUGGUGACUUAUGAACUCUUGCAGAGAUGGUUCUACAUCGACUUUGGAGGACAGUGAGUAUUCUGUCUGGCUCACCUAUAGUGAACUGAAGUACACUUACAGUUACAAGGAUGUCAGUUUAUGUCUGCCAUUGUAUGUUGUUUAUCCUUCCCAAAUCUUUUCCCCCCAGUCGCCCCACCGGUUCUGAGCCAACUCCUAAGUCGAGGAUCUCCGACCUUCCCCCUGUAAGUGCUGACCACGUAGGAGGCUACCGUCUGGCUGCUGCCACAUUCGCUGGUGUGGAGAACAAGUUUGGUCUACACCUGCCCAAGUUCAAGUCUUCUGGAGUGGUGUCUGUUAGCCAAGCCCCAGCUGUGCCCAAAAACGAGCCUACGGCC
This is a messenger RNA of Coregonus sp. 'balchen', 23188 nucleotides long. The record is from the annotation of a GenBank genome assembly. Lineage: Eukaryota; Metazoa; Chordata; Actinopteri; Salmoniformes; Salmonidae.